CCGGGGAUACUAGAAUACAAAGCGGAAAGAGAAAAAGACCAGGACGAGAGAAAGUGAGGAUGGACGUGCCGGGCGGAAGGUGAAGCUCAUCACGGAAGCCUCUUUGGCCGCAUAAUUUUGAGCGCCGGAUCAUCGUUGGGCCGCCUCGGUGUUUCUGUCCCGCUCGGGCACUGAACAUAUCAUCAUCAUCUCCUCUCCUCCACUCUCCACUCUCUCCUGGGACUUGAGCUCCUUCUUCCUCCUCCGACCGGCUGUCUCCUCCGUUGUCCUCCCACCAUGGAAUCUCGCGGCUUGACUCUCCGCAGCAAGUCGCGUCGCCCUCGCCCUCAGAUCAGUGCUCCGAAACCCAUCUCCGGUCCGCUGCCGCCUUCCCAUAAACCAGCCGAUCCCGGCCAGCCACCGGCGACCGCGAGCUCCUCGCGUUCCCGAGAACGAACUCCCCAGAAUGACGCGACCUCAGAUCUGGUGAAGCGGCGCUAUUCCACCCGUUUCAACCAAACCCCGGAUUUUGAUGUCAAUGCUCCUCCGGUCCCCGGUCUCCCCAAGAUCCCGCCCCAGUUUGGUGGCCUGAGCCCACCCCAGCAGCAGAGUCGAAGACCGUCGGGAGAGUCUUCGGGGCCUCCCCAGGUAGACUUGAAUGCGCUGCGUGAUCCGAGUUUGCCUGUCGAUAGAUACGUGGCCAACCUGCUCAGCAAUGCCACCGAGGAAGACAUUGAGGAGUACCAGAGAAGCCUGCGGAAGGUGAAAAAUAGGACCUCCACCGAUCUCCAACAAAAUGUCUAUCAGAACCGCACGCAAUUCAUCAAAAUCAGUCAGGAGGCCGACAAGCUCAAAGGGGAGAUGCGCACUCUGCGGACCCUGAUGUCCGAACUCACCACAGCCCUGGGACAGACGUCUAUCGGCAACGCCCCGAACCCGAUGUCGCCGACAGUCGACGAACGCCUCCCGAAACGCAACACCAAUCGAAGCUCCGUCGCCAACCUCGAGAGUAUGUGGAAUGUACAGCUGCAGACCUUGUGGAAGACCGUCGAGGGGUCCCAGAAAUUUCUUCCGGUGGUUCCUGGUCGGCACAUUGUGAUGGAAACGGGCCAUUGGGUCGAGCUGGACUCGGCAACCUGGAAGCCGAGGCGACCCGUUCAUAUUGUGCUUCUAAACGAUCACUUGCUGGUGGCUGCCAAGAAGCGGAAGCGCGUCGACCAGAGCAAUCCGAACCAUCGCGGUCCGAUCCCCACCAAGCUUGUCGCCGAGGAGUGCUGGCCGCUGCAGGACGUCGACAUGAUCGAUCUGGGUGCCAAUCUUGGGCCCGGAGUAUCGCGCGAAGAGGCGGAGGACCGGGGUAUUACCAACGCCGUCAACGUCCGCGUGGGUUCGAAGCCAUUUACGUAUCGCCAUGAUAAACGGGAUAGCUCCGCCAAGAGCGAACUCCUCGCAACCUUCCGGAAAACCGUGGAGGAUCUACGGCGGACACUCCGAUCGGAAACCGAAGCUGCCAGCAAGUCGAACGAGUCGUACAACUACUUGGGGGCCAGGCAGUCGAUCUACGCCAUCAAGCCGGAUGCUCUUGAGAAGAUGGAUUUCUCGGGCGACCCGCCGGAGGUGCGCAUCGAUGUGGACGGAAAGCAGCAGAAUUUACGUUGGGUGGAGGGUCAAGUGGACGAGCUCGACAUCGACAUUGCGCUCCAGCGAUUUGAAGAGGCAGUUGCCAACAUCGAGCGACUCCGCAAGCUCGCCCGGGGCCUGAAGGGCAAUUCGGUCGCGCAGGACGUGAUCAAUGUCAAGGUCGACGAGCGUGCUGCCAAGUUGGCCGGGGUCCUGUCUCGAGUUUUGGUUGACAGGCAUUCAUUCAUGAAUGCCACCAAGACCAACGUUGGAUGGCUUACGCGCCUAGGGUUCGAGGAUCAGGCGCGGGAAGCCUACCUCAAAGCUCGAACGGACGUUGUUUCGAAGCGAAUCCGGGCGUGUGUCUUCGAAGGCGACCUUCCCCUCUACAUAUUCCAGAUUUCGUUCGUCUACUUCACCCUUAUCAAGAACACCAUCGCUAUCUACCAACAGUGUUUCCCGCCCGUCAUGACCAGCGCCUGUAUCAAAUGGGCCAAGUUCCACCUGGACGGCUUCAACGCUCUUCUCACCCGCCAGCUCAGCAGCGUCCAGCGCGGCACCACCGUCUGGCAAAAAUGCAUCGACAUCGUGCGCGAGCAAGCCGGCCUUCUUGCCGAGGUUGGAGUGGAUUUCACCGAUCUGGUAGCAAAGGGCCUAGACGUGAAUGGCGACGAGCCGGCCGAUCGGCCCAAGAUGACACGCUCGGAGACGUUGAUUGCCGGUUUGGCCGAAGCCGCUCGGGUUUAGGUGGUUUGGGUCAACUUACAUAUACCCCGGCUGUAUGAUACAGUAUCUGCUUGUCUAGUUUGAUAUUUUAGUUGCAUGACUGCGUGUAUAUUGCCUUUGAUAGAGCGAUGGUGCAUGUUUGCCAGUGCUAUUAUCUGAUUUUGACUUGUUUUCAAGGACCUCG
This is a messenger RNA of Aspergillus steynii IBT 23096, 2509 nucleotides long. RefSeq names its product exocyst subunit EXO84. Gene Ontology annotation, biological process: Golgi to plasma membrane transport; intracellular protein localization; exocytosis. The record is from RefSeq and is a predicted model, not a curated record. The transcript is spliced from 3 exons. Lineage: Eukaryota; Fungi; Ascomycota; Eurotiomycetes; Eurotiales; Aspergillaceae. The coding region runs from base 277 to 2346 and encodes 689 amino acids. Gene Ontology annotation, cellular component: exocyst.